UUACUGCCUCCCGUCCUCUCGCCUUCUUCCUCCUUCCUCCUUUCCGUCGACUCUCACUGCUCAGAGCAGACCAUGCCAAUGCCGUGCGAUGCACCGUCAUCGCCAUGAUUCCGAUUCCUCCACCCAUCGAUUCCUUCCCUCCGUAUUCUGAUUCCCUUCUCCACCACCAUCCUCCUUUUAUUCCCGCCUCGCUCUCGAUGCACUCCCCAUCCCCAUUCCCGGCCUUCGCCGCCGGCAAUCGCAAUCGCAAAUUCGCAAUGCCUCGCCCAAUCAUCCUCUUCUUCUUCUUCGUCUUCCUCGGGCCACACGCCGCCGCCUCACCGGACCGCGACAUCUACGCGCUCGCCAAGCUCAAGGCCGCCCUCGUCCCCAACCCUUCGUCCUCGCCAUCCACCGCGCUCGCCGACUGGGACCCGGCCGCCGUCUCCCCAUCCCACUGCAGCUUCUCCGGCGUCACCUGCGACCCAGCCACCUCCCGCGUCGUCUCCAUCAACAUCACCUCCGUCCCGCUCCACACCGGCGGCCAACUCCCGCCGGAGCUCGCGCUCCUCGACGCGCUCACCAACCUCACCAUCGCCGCCUGCUCCCUCCCCGGCCUCCUCCCCCUCCACCCCAACAUCCCCUCCCUCCCCAACCUCCGCCACCUCAACCUCUCCAACAACAACCUCAUCGGCCCCUUCUUCCUCCCCGACUCCGUCACCACCACCCCGUACUUCCCUUCCCUCGAGCUCCUCGACUGCUACAACAACAACCUCUCGGGCCCGCUCCCUCCCUUCGGCGCCCCCCACUCGGCAACCCUCCGCUACCUCCAGCUCGGCGGCAACUACUUCUCCGGCCCGAUCCCGCCGUCCUACGGCCACCUCGCCUCGCUCCGCUACCUCGGCCUCAACGGCAACGCGCUCUCCGGCCGCGUGCCCCCGGAGCUCGCGAGGCUUGCGAAGCUCGAGGACCUCUACCUCGGCUACUUCAACCAGUACGACGGCGGGGUGCCCCCCGAGUUCGGGGAGCUGGCGAGCCUCGUGCGGCUCGACAUGAGCAGCUGCAACCUCACGGGCCCGGUCCCGCCGGAGCUCGGCAAGCUGUCCAAGCUCCAGACGCUCUUCCUCCUCUGGAACCGCCUCCAGGGCGCCAUCCCGCCGGAGCUCGGCGAGCUCGCCAGCCUCCAGUCGCUCGACCUCUCCGUCAACGAGCUCGCCGGUGAAAUCCCAGUCUCCCUGGGGAAGCUGAGUAAUCUCAAACUCCUCAACCUGUUCCGGAACCACCUCCGCGGGGACAUCCCGGCGUUCGUGGCGGAGCUCCCGGGGCUCGAGGUGCUGCAGCUGUGGGAGAACAACCUCACGGGGAGUCUCCCGCCGGGGCUGGGGAAGAAGGGUCCGCUGAAGACGCUCGACGUCACCACGAACCAUCUCACGGGCCUCGUGCCGCCGGACCUCUGCGCGGGGAACAAGCUCGAGACGCUAGUGCUCAUGGACAACGGCUUCUUCGGCCCGAUCCCGGCUUCCCUCGGCGCCUGCAAGACGCUCGUCAGGGUGCGUCUGAGCAGGAACUUCCUUAGCGGUGCUGUGCCGGCGGGUCUCUUCGACCUGCCGGACGCCAACAUGCUGGAGCUCACCGAUAAUCUGCUCUCCGGCGAGCUCCCCGACGUGAUCGGCGGGGGUAAAAUCGGGAUGCUGCUGCUGGGGAACAACGGGAUUGGUGGGAGGAUACCGGCGGCCAUCGGCAACCUCCCGGCGCUGCAGACGCUGUCGCUGGAGUCCAACAACUUCUCCGGCGAGCUCCCGACGGAGAUCGGCAGGCUGAGGAACCUGUCGCGGCUCAACGUCAGCGGGAACUCCCUCACCGGCGCCAUCCCCGAGGAGAUCACUAGCUGCGCGUCGCUGGCCGCCGUCGACGUCAGCCGCAACCGCCUGUCCGGCGAGAUCCCCCAGAGCGUGACGUCGCUCAAGAUCCUGUGCACGCUGAAUUUGUCCAGGAACGCCAUUGGAGGGAGCAUCCCGCCCGCCAUGGCCAACAUGACGAGCCUCACGACGCUCGACGUCUCCUAUAACCGGCUCUCCGGCCCCGUCCCUUCGCAGGGGCAGUUCCUCGUGUUCAACGAGAGCUCCUUCCUCGGCAACCCCGGCCUCUGCAAUGCCGGAGCCGACAACGACGACUGCUCAUCUUCAUCUUCCUCGUCUCCGGCGGCCGGCGGGGGUCUGCGGCAUUGGGACUCGAAGAAGACGCUGGCGUGCCUGGUGGCCGUCUUCCUCGCGCUGGCCGCCGCCUUCAUCGGCGCGAAGAAAGCCUGCGAGGCAUGGCGAGAGGCGGCGCGGCGACGGUCGGGGGCGUGGAAGAUGACGGUGUUCCAGAAGCUCGACUUCUCGGCGGAGGACGUGGUGGAGUGCCUCAAGGAGGACAACAUCAUCGGCAAGGGCGGCGCCGGGAUCGUGUACCACGGCGCCAUCGUCUCCUCCAGCACCGGCAGCGUCGGGGCCGAGCUGGCCAUCAAGCGGCUGGUGGGCCGCGGGGCCGGCGGCGACAGGGGCUUCUCGGCGGAGGUGGCGACGCUGGGCCGGAUCAGGCACCGGAACAUCGUGAGGCUGCUGGGCUUCGUCUCCAACAGGGAGGCCAACCUGCUGCUGUACGAGUACAUGCCCAACGGCUCCCUCGGCGAGAUGCUCCAUGGCGGCAAGGGCGGCCACCUCGGCUGGGAGGCCAGGGCGAGGGUGGCGCUCGAGGCGGCCAGGGGGCUCUGCUACCUCCACCAUGACUGCGCGCCCAGGAUCAUCCACCGGGACGUCAAGUCCAACAACAUACUGCUCGAUUCGGCGUUCGAGGCGCACGUCGCCGACUUCGGCCUCGCCAAGUUCCUCGGCGGCGCUGGUGCCGGCGGCGGCAAUGGCGCCUCCGAGUGCAUGUCCGCCAUCGCCGGCUCCUACGGCUACAUCGCCCCAGAGUAUGCUUACACGCUGCGGGUGGACGAGAAGAGCGACGUGUACAGCUUCGGCGUGGUGCUACUGGAGCUCGUCACGGGACGUCGCCCUGUUGGUGGGUUCGGUGAAGGCGUAGACAUCGUGCAUUGGGUUCACAAGGUCACCGCCGAGCUUCCCGACACCGCCGCCGCCGUCCUAGCCAUCGCCGAUCGCCGCCUCAGCCCGGAACCCGUGGCGUUGGUGGCGGGCCUGUACGACGUGGCCAUGGCGUGCGUCGAGGAAGCGAGCACUGCCCGGCCCACCAUGCGCGAGGUCGUGCAAAUGCUCUCGCAGCCCGUCAUCGCAGCCGCGGCCGCCGGCGAUGCUGCCCAGCCCGACGACCUCCUCGUCUCCUACUGAGGACGACAAGCUACUGCUUAGCCUGCUCUAAGAAUCGUGCAAUCUUACCUAAUUAGCCGCUAAUUUUUGGUUUUGCUUGGUGCUUAAUUUUGUGGCGUCUGAAUGUGUGUAAGCAAUAACAUUUAGCUAGCGCUAGCACUAUCUACUCCCUGAAGGCUGAAACUGAAGACCAAGGCGAAGGCUGUCAGACUAGAUGUUGCUUUGCUGUGCCAUUGUGCAUAGCUGAAUGAAUGGGUGAAUGAAUGAAUAUAUGUACAUAUUAGCAAAAUCCCAAUCCAAAACAAUCCCCAAAAGAUCGAAUUCUUUUCUGAAAAAAGGCCUCGGAAAUGAAUCGAUUUGUGAGCUUGACAGA
Molecule: messenger RNA, 3663 nt
Organism: Brachypodium distachyon (stiff brome)
Lineage: Eukaryota; Viridiplantae; Streptophyta; Magnoliopsida; Poales; Poaceae
Product: leucine-rich repeat receptor-like kinase protein FLORAL ORGAN NUMBER1
Exons: 2
Coding region: 105-3311 (1068 amino acids)
Biological process (GO): protein phosphorylation
Molecular function (GO): receptor serine/threonine kinase binding; ATP binding; protein kinase activity
Source: RefSeq, a predicted model, not a curated record